CCCAGUGGAUGCGAUGCCUUUUCCCAAGCCAGCCACUGAUAAGCCACUGAUUCGGUGCAGGCUCCAGCCCCAGCUCUGGGGGCUCUGGGGGUAUAAAAGCUUUGCUGGCGAUCGGCAUCAGUUGCCUGCCUGCCGUGCACCAAAUCUUCACUAAUCCACAAUGAAAUUCCUCUCGCUUGCCUUUGUCCUGGGCCUGAUGGCGGCUCUGGUUAACGCCACGCCACUGAACCCCGGAAAUGUCAUCAUCAACGGCGACUGCCGCACGUGCAAUGUGAGGGCUUAAGGUAGACGGAAGACGGAAGGAUCGCUACAAUCGGCCACAACACACCGCCACAUAAUAUAAUGUCUUAAGCCUUAAACUGAAUUUCUAAACGAAUAAAAUAUAUUUUAAAA
Drosophila miranda is the source of this 393-nucleotide messenger RNA. RefSeq names its product immune-induced peptide 3-like. The record is from RefSeq and is a predicted model, not a curated record. Lineage: Eukaryota; Metazoa; Arthropoda; Insecta; Diptera; Drosophilidae. The coding region runs from base 161 to 283 and encodes 40 amino acids. The transcript is spliced from 2 exons. Gene Ontology annotation, biological process: defense response.